Molecule: messenger RNA, 2680 nt
Organism: Solea solea (common sole)
Lineage: Eukaryota; Metazoa; Chordata; Actinopteri; Pleuronectiformes; Soleidae
Gene: cyld2
Product: cylindromatosis (turban tumor syndrome), b
Exons: 14
Coding region: 146-2281 (711 amino acids)
Biological process (GO): protein K63-linked deubiquitination
Cellular component (GO): cytosol
Molecular function (GO): cysteine-type deubiquitinase activity; K63-linked deubiquitinase activity
Source: RefSeq, a predicted model, not a curated record
CCUCGUGUGUGACAUCGCUGUGGGGAAGCUCGCGCAUCCGGGGACUCGUCAACACACACACACACACACACUCAGCUGUGAAUGACUGAAACCGUUACGUGCUGUUGGAAACACAGUAUCUGCCCUGGAGGAAUAACCGCUUUCAAUGGAGCCCAAAAGUGCCGCGAAGGACAAGUUUUUCAUCGUCAUCCGCGGGAAGUCGAGGAAAGGCUUCAGCCGAGGAUGCAUCGGCCGCGUGGAGGCAGAGAUCCAGCCUGGGGAGCUGAUGGGGCUGCUCUACUCUGCCGGCAGCAACUCUGUGAGCCCCAAGAGCGGAGGCGUGUUGCGGAGAGAGGACACCUACCCUUUGACCUGUCACCAGGCCCAGCUACUGCUCUACGUCUCCACUGCAAGCAAACGCCUGGAGCUGCUGUGUAAUCCACAGCUGUUCUCAGCCAUCUGCGAGCUGACCCAGGGUGACCUGGUAGUGGUGAAGCACAAGAAGGGACAUUCGCCUGGUCUGGUGAAAAACCUGAUGCAAAUGGGGAGGAAAGAGAACAAAGACGACAUGUACAUGCUGGGCUUUGAGGUGGAGUUUGUGGACAAUGAUCACAAUUUAACAUCCAAGAAACCGGCACCUCUGCCCUUGUUCAGUGCUGCAGACAUCAUCCAGGUGGUCCCGUCUUACUCCGCCCCCCUUGGACUGCACUGGAGAGAUGGCCAAUGUGGGAGUCUAAACAGAAAAGCGGUGACGCGCAUUAACUCCAUGCCAAACAUUGGAUCCCGUGCACAUCGAGUGAGAGGGAACCACACGGAGCAGAGAGCCAUCUCCCAGCACAGUGGGAGCUCGCCUCCUGUGCCUCUGGAGGUGGGGUCUACGGUGGAGGUGGUGUCCAACUCUGGAAUCACCGUGUAUGGGGUCAUCCGGUGGUUGGGGGUCCUCCCUGGAAAAACAGAGGAAUGGGCUGGGAUUGAAUUGGACUAUGAUGUAAAUGGUUGCUCUGAUGGGAAAUCUGGAGGAAAGAGAUAUUUCACCUGCAAAGGGAACAGAGCUUUGUUUGUGCCUGUCACCAAGUGCAGCCCUGACAGCAGGCUCGUCUUCUCCUCACCAGGAAGUGAAACCCCCAAACCAACUGAGAUGCCUCCAGUUCCCCCCUUUGAGGACUGUGAGGACACGCCCCCAAUCCCUGAGUCUGAGGCCUUGUCUUUGUUAGUGGGAAAGAUGAAGGGGAUUCAGGGCCACAUCAACUCCUGUUACCUUGAUGCCACGCUCUUCAGUUUGUUCAGCUCGUCCGUGACCCUGGAUAAUAUCUGCCAGAAGCCUGCUGACACAGAACAACCCAUAACAUGCACUCUGAGGAAAAUAAUCAACCGUUUACGCAGACAUGGAUUUGUACCGGCUGAGAGUGUGAUGAAUUUUCGCAAACAACUCGGCUGCGACACAUUUCAAACCGAUGAAAAAGAUCCAGAGGAGUUCAUCACAGUCCUCUUUCAAAAGGUGCUUCACAUGGAGCCAUUGCUCAAACUCAGAUCAAAGCGUGAGACCUCUCAGGGAGCCUACACCUUCCAGAUCUUUUUAGAAAAAGAGCAGAUGGGACAUAUUCCCACUGUCCAACAACUUCUGGACACAUCCUGCAUGUCAGGUGACCUCAAGUUUGAAGAGGUGCCAUCCUGUCUAAUUGUACAGAUGCCGAGGUUUGGAAACGCUUAUAAGAUGUUCUCUCACAUCAUUCCCACCACGGAGCUGGACAUCACAGAUCUUCUUUACAACUCUCCAAGAGAAUGCUUUGUGUGUGGUCAUCUGGCUCAGUACGAGUGUGUUCAGUGUCUGUCGGAUCGCAAACUGCAGCCAGGAAGGAUCAAACAGUACUGCACGACCUGCAACGCACAGGUGCACAGUCAUCAUGCACGACAGGGUCACUCCCCCAAAGCCUUUGAGGUUCCACCUAAUGUAGCCUCUGACGCUCCUGUGCCGAGACACAAGAUGCAGCUUUUUGCUGUGCUCUGCAUUCAAACCAGCCACUAUGUGUCCUUUGUCAAAUAUGGAUCUGACGCUCGCUCCUGGCUCUUCUUUGACAGCAUGGCAGACAGAUGCGGCGACAAUCAAAGUGGUUACAGCAUUCCAAAGAUCCAGGCUUGUCCUGAGCUGGGUGACUUCCUGACCCUGCAGGAGGAGGAUCUGCUUCGGACCAGCCCCUCCCAGGCCCCUGAACUAGUGCGCAGACUGCUUUGUGACUCCUACAUGUUUUUAUACCACAACCCAGCUGGGUCACUUUCUACGACCAAUCAUCAGGAGCCUUAAAUGCCCAUGAGCGCCCUCUGUCGUCACAACACUGCCCUGAUAACCUUAUGACGCCACUUAAUCUCAAACAUUGUCUUGGUUAUUACAUCCAAAUAGCAGGAACUAAAAUGGAUGUUUAUAACAUUAUUGAAAACAUCUGCACCUUUGGGAGGAAAUGCAAUAUCGUAGCUUAAUGUGACUUUGAUUCAUCAGCUGAUGCUGAUCAGUAAAUAGAAAAUAGUGUGCAUUGAAAUGGUAAAUCGGCUUUAUUGACUUUAUCUCUUCAAACUCUUGUUGUUGUUUUCUCCAACUUAUAUUUUUUAUACCAAGUAUUUUUAAGGAAAUGAUAGUAUUUAUGUUAUUUUAUGUCUGUAUUUGUUUAUUUUCUAAAUUAAAGUUCAAGGAACUUGGUGACAUGUU